Molecule: messenger RNA, 1598 nt
Organism: Ananas comosus (pineapple)
Lineage: Eukaryota; Viridiplantae; Streptophyta; Magnoliopsida; Poales; Bromeliaceae
Exons: 6
Coding region: 905-1288 (127 amino acids)
Source: RefSeq, a predicted model, not a curated record
UCUCCAAUAGAAUUUAUCUGUGUUGGAAUCAUGAUGGGGCUGUGUGGCCUUAUUUACAAUUUGCAUUUGCACUCUUUUCUUGUAUUAAAACUUGUAUCGAAUUGUAUUCUUUUAUAGAACUCUUCGAGAUUCCUUAAACACAUGCAAAAUGUGCCUAGCUUUUCAAAGACCACUUUAAUUCUAAUAUACGAUUUAACUACUGAUAGUCCCCUGCAAAUAAAAUGAUACUUUAUAGUGCAUAGCUGCUUAGCAGGAAUAGUAAGAAACAAUGCUACAGUCCUUUAAAAGUUCACUUAACUGUUAGGACUUAGGGAGUCUUGUUAAUAUUUGCAUUAUUCUUUUGCAUCUUCCCAAUUUUACUGUUUUCCUAAUAUAUGCCUGUUAUGCUGAAGAAAAUUGGUAUCUUGCAUGGUUCAUGUCUGCGAUGCUGUAUUUAAUUCCUAGCUAUCCUGCAGAGGUUCAAAUAAUUCUUCUAGUAUCUUAGUUUGUCAUCUUUAGCUUGUGUUCCUUUAGUACUUUUUUAGUAUAUUUCAGUGGUCUUUCUUCUCAUUCAUUUUAACUUAUGUUAGGAUGGAAGAUCACUAAAAUUUUCCUGGACUACUAGCCUAUGGAUGGCUGCAUAUCUCCAUCUUGAAUAAUAAAUAUGGAGAUUUCUUUAUUUCUUUAUUUGGCCAUUCCAUUGCUUCAGUUUUCUGUAAACCAUAGCAGUAGCUUGCCUAAGAAAGCAUGGUAAUAUUGCAUAUGCACUAAUAGUCCGGGCAUUAAGUUCCUUACCACGAUUUUGUUGCUAUCGGAGUUUAAUGGAUAUGUUCAAACACAUAAACAAUACAGAGGAAGUUUCCAAAGAGCAUUCCAUGCACGCAUUUGAGUAGCUACAUUUGGAUUUUGAGAUUUCUGUAACAGUAUGUACUCGGUGCAAAGUAGCUUUGACACAGAAACGGAAUUGUAUGAAGCAAAAGAAAGGGCUGCAAAACGCCAAGAACUAGAGAAUGAAGUAUUGCAUCACGUGGAGCCUAUUUGCCGGGAUUUAUUGUAUGAACUGCACUUGAGGACAUCUUCUGAAAGUAAGGACAAAAUUACUAAUCUAUUCGGCAAUGCAGAUGAUCCCUCUAUAGUUGAUCAGUCGGUUGAGGAUUGCUUGAAAACGUAUAUUGAAUCAUGUGAAGAUUUGAGAACUAGGUACAAAAAUCUAUGUGACGAAAAUUGUAAGGUGCUUAAAAGCGAGCUGCUAUCAUUUGCUAAAAUUAUGGCUGAGAGGAUCAAGAUGGAUAGAACUGUCUAUUUAUGAAGAAACCCUUGAAUAAUUGAUAAUCCACAUCAAACGAGCUAUAUCUAGUGAGAUGACGAGGAUUAUACUGGCUGGUUCAGGUGCUAUCAUAUUCAAGUGUGCACAAUUCAGAUUGGAGGUUUAUCAGUUUCCUGUAGUAAAAUGGAGAUGCCAUGCAUGUAAAUUAUAACAUUUGACGGAUCUUAUUUUAGGCAUAUGCAACUGAGACCGUCUGUUGUUUGCCUUGUAGUCCUUUGUAGAGAUCGUGUGAUAUUUAAAGUGUUAGAUAUGACUCGAAAUUGAUAAUCAACUUAAGUUCGGGUUUUCGACA